Molecule: messenger RNA, 324 nt
Organism: Porites lobata
Lineage: Eukaryota; Metazoa; Cnidaria; Anthozoa; Scleractinia; Poritidae
Source: the annotation of a GenBank genome assembly
AAUUCAGAGCUGGUCGAUGAUGUAGUUUCUUUGUUUAAAGGAUAUCUUGAAACUAAACUCGAGGCACAAGGCAAACUUUUCGAAGGUCAGUCAAAAAUACAGAGGUCCGCCUCGGAAUUCAAAUUCAGUAACAGGAAACAAUUCGAGGUAAUUAACGCCAAGCUAGAAUGUCUUUUCUCGGCCAGAAUUAAGGCUAGCGCUGACAACCCAAGUCAGGUAAAUACCUAGGUACAGGAAGCUCAGCAGAUUAUUCACAAGAGGCAGAAAUUAAUAAAUAUUGCGGACUGCAGCAAGGACGGUUGGUUGGGUGUUCAAGAAUAUUAG